AUGCGACGAAGCGAAGGGGGUCUAGGCAUCCCAAACCUCGAGGCUCUGCUCAAACGUCAGCGUCUCCAAUUAUUGCUGCAGUUCAUCACUGCCGCUACUGCCAAAGGUGAGCGUAAUUGGACCACUUCAGGCUCUGAGGUUCUCAUGUUAAUUCUUUUUCGCACUGGCAACCGCCACGCACUCGACUUCCUCACCAUCUCCCCACUACGUCACGGUGAGAUGAUCAACUGGCGACUGACUUCACAUUGGUGGCGUGUGACGUGGACUUGGUGGUACAAGAUCCGCUGGGACAUCACGCAACGCGAUUUACCUUCCGGCGAUCGCGUUUUAUAUAACCUUCACCAGCCGAUCUGGUAUCAUGCGGACCCAGAUCUGUACUUUGAACGGGCAACACGGAGUUGUACCAGACAAGCGCAUCGCCGCUGCAUUGGGAUGGUCCCGGAACCCUAG
This is a messenger RNA of Peronospora matthiolae, 450 nucleotides long. The record is from the annotation of a GenBank genome assembly. Lineage: Eukaryota; Oomycota; Peronosporomycetes; Peronosporales; Peronosporaceae.